ACGGAGUAAGUCUGUGUCGCUCUUCGCCUCGUAAACUUCUCUCGGAUUCUCACAAGUGCUGCUCAUCGUUAUUAUCAUCCGACGGUUCAAGGAAAGUAAUUGUUGCUGGAUACCGUUAUCUUUGCCUCUGCAAACAACGAGGUUUCUUAGCGAGGAGUGCUUUGGGAAGUGAAAAAUUAAAAGUAUAUUGUCCCCAGUAAAGCCAUCUCAAGUAAGUUUGAUCAUCUCUUAAAAGUGAGCUGUCUCUGUUUUACGACGGUCCCAACGUCGCCUUCAAGUUGUAAAAGUGGAAAAGGGACGGAAAAGUGAAAAACUAACAGUGAUAAGGACGAGAUUGUUUGGCACGAGUGGUAAAAGUGACCUCCUUGUCGCCUCUUCUCUGACUUUCCGUCGUCGUCGUCGUCUCAUGUGAAUGCAUUUCUUUAUCUCAUUUCAAUACUACUCACUUCAUAUGUAUUUAGGAGUUAGCUAACUAAGCAGCAGUGAAAAGCGUUUGUUUUGCUCGAGAAUUAUUUAGUUAAAUCUUGUCAAAAUAAUAAGGCUUGUGUUUAUGAAAAAUUUUGAAUGUCUAAAGGACUGGGCAUAAUUUAACGGAAUUUUGUGGUUUUGUGUGUGCCAGAGUGAAAAGUGAAAAGGGACCAUAAUUAAUAGUCCUGCCUGUCUGCCAUCAUAAAGUGCUAUCAUUUCCAACAAUCUUCUUUUCUGAAAAACGAUAAUUCAAAAGUUAAUAAGACACUGUAAUCACGGGUUUGAUUCAAGACAAAGUGUGUUUAGUGUGGUCGCAUUUUUUGGAGUGGAUCAGAUGGAUUACUCAAUUUUGGACUUGGAUUAAACGCUGAGACGAGAAAAGAUUUCUUUAGUGGAUGAAAUACUUGGUGGAAGAAUAUUGUGGAGAAGUUGUCAAGAAACGACGACCAAAGUGUGUUCUCGCAUCCACACCAUCUCAAUACCCAAUUGAGCCAUUAGCUUGGAGAAGACGACUUUCGCAUUAAAAAAGACACUGAAUUAUGUCGAGUCAUCUAUUACACCCUUCUCCUCCUUCAAGCGGCGUCUUUCUCGACGCUCGAGUUGGACAAGAUCAUCGAAGCUAAUGCAGCUGAAGAGAAACUUGUUGUUGAACAUUGCAUUAGUCUGAGAUUUUAGCUGAUCGUUGAUCUGCCACUUACGCAUAUUUCUUCUUGAACACUGCUCCUUGGUGGCAUACGCAGAGAGGAGCAUCAAGAGCAAGUGGGAAAGAAAAAGCGUUGGUAGAAUGAGUCUCGAGUCGUGCACUCGAUAGUACUUUGACUCGCCAUCAGACAAGUCAUCUUCUCAUCUUCACCCAGCCUUCCUCCUGUUGUCUUAAGGUCUCGGUGUGAUCGAUAAUGGAUGUGCGACUCCCUCAAGUGGAACGAGAAAAGAAAGUGAUGAAAGUUUGAUGCCGGUUUUACCUGCAAUAUUUCCAAUCUGACAUUUUGUGACUCUUCGAUAUCGACCAUUUUGUCCAAAAACGGAUCUUGCCAAUGAAAAAAUGUAAAAUGGAUCACAACAUAUCAACAAGAAGAUUUGCAGAGAGAAAAGUGAACCUCUUCUUCUGGUCCGGGAUUCUGAUCUGGAUUUUCCUCCUUCAAAAUGUGCAAGGUCAAUUUCGGUCCCCGCGAGUAACAGAGCAUCCAAAGGAUGUCCUAGUCAAAAAGAACGAGCCGACGACGCUGAACUGCAAGGCGGAAGGGAAACCUGAGCCGCACAUCGAGUGGUACAAGGACAACGAACUUCUCAACGGUGGGUCGCAACCGGAUGGUCGCCGAAUAUUUUUACCAGGCGGUGAUCUCUUCUUCCUCUCCGUGUCUGAUGGAAAGAAAGAAAGCGACUCUGGUGUGUACUGGUGCAUAGCAAGAAAUCAGGUCGGAAGUGUCCGCAGUCGAAAUGCAACUCUUCAAGUCGGAGUUAUCCGAGACGAUUUCAGAGUUACGCCACAAAACACCAAAGUACUCGUUGGUGAAACCGCAGUAUUUAAGUGUCAGCCCCCCCGUGGAACGCCUGAGCCAACUAUAAUGUGGCAUCGAAACGGUCAAAACGUGGAAACCCGAAUGCCCAGUGGUAACGGACGGAUUUCGAAUGAUAUGGGCAAUCUCGUCAUCAAAGAUGUGAGGGCGACUGACGCUGGAAGGUAUCAAUGUUUGGCCAUCAACAUUGCGGGAACAAGAACGACUCCUGAAGUCCUUUUGAGCGUAAAUCAAAAACCAUACUUUAGUCAGCAACCCGAAGACGUUACCGUUCUCGUUUCUGAGGACGCGAGCUUGUUGUGCGACGUGAGAGGGAUGCCCCCACCCGAAGUCAGUUGGUUCCGCCAAGACAGCAACAUGCCAAGUGGUGGGAGGACCGAGCCGAUCGAUGGGGGAUUGAAAAUAAAAGAAGCCCGGAUGGAAGACGAAGGGAUAUAUUUUUGCCAGGCAAAUAAUGAUCUUGGAAGUAUACGAGCCGCUGCUCGACUCACUGUUCAUUCAAGGCCCAAGUUUACAACUCGACCACGCGACGUGCGAAUUGGAUUAAAUGGAGUGGCGAAAUUCGAAUGUGCUGCAGUAGGAAGUCCACCUCCCGAGAUUCGUUGGAGAAAGGAGGGCUCCACGCAGUACUUUCUCCCUGAUUCUGAGGCGAAUUCUCGAGUGCAGCUCCAAGGUCCUGAGGGAGUCGUACUUCGCAUUCAAGGAGCGAAGAGGGAGGAUGCGGGUGUUUAUGUAUGCUCUGCCCUAAGCGCUGCUGGGUCUCGAGAUAGCAUCGUCAGAUUAGAAGUCACCUCACACGACCCACCGCCAAUUAUUAGUCACCUCCCCACCAAUCAAACCCUCCCCAUCAAAAGCAUGGCCACAAUUCCUUGCGAGGUGGGUCCAUCCAGUUCAAGUGGUGGUAGCGCAGCGACGAUUGGACCACUCCCUACCGUGAAAUGGUUAAAAAAUGGCAUGGAAUUGGAAUUUGAUGCUUCCGGAAACAAUGGGGGAAGAAUUAAUAUUUCGCCAAAUGGAACGCUUCACAUUGGAGAUUUACGAUCCGUGGACGCGGGGCAAUAUACGUGUGUGGCCUCGUCUUCAUCGGGGGAAACGUCGGCUACGGCCAGUCUCAAUGUGGAGUCUCCAACAAACCCCAACAUUGCGUUUCAUCGUACCAACCUCGCCCUGCUCCCACCACCCCCAUCCCAACCCAUUCUAGUCAAUGAGACGCAGCACAAUUCGGUCACUUUGUCCUGGACGUGGGCCAUGAACAAGGUGGCCGUCCCCACAAGGACGCAGCCACUCUUGGGCUUCAGUAUUGAAACCUUCAGCCCUGAUCUGCAGUCUGGAUGGAUGAGCAUUGGGGAGCGAAUUUACGGAGGGACGCGGAUGGGGGAGGUGAUAAUUCACACGGUGGAUGGGCUCAAGCCAGACACGACUUAUGUGUUCAUCAUCAGGGCGGAAAAUAUGGAGGGUUUCUCGGUACCUUCGGCAGCCUCGGAUUCCAUUAAGACGAAGCCAAGACAAAGUUCGCGAAGAGGGAGUGCAUCUGGAGCGGAGGAGUUGGACGACGAAGCAGCAAGAAAUCAAUUAUCUGCCAGUGAUAUCGAGUUAAUUAGUGCGGAAUCAGCCUCAUCAACCUCCAUCAGGAUUUCCUGGAAAGGCAUUAAACGUACGUGGCGUGGGAGCAGUGAAGUCGGCUACUAUAUCCGCUACCGUGAGAUUGGGGAGGGACUGGCCUUCCAGGGGUUCAGUAUUUUGACCGUGGUCGCCCAAAAGAACGACUUUGACGUGUACUCCCAUGUUAUUCAGCAUUUGAGAAAGUCCAGCAGCUACCAAGUGUUCGUGUCCCCGUUCUACAGGAGCGUGGAAGGCCAAGCGUCCAACACUAAGAUCGUCUCUUCUGCUGAUGACCGACCAUCUGCCCCACCGCAAGCUCUCUUGAUCAAGAUGAUGAAUACUACGGCGGCGUCGGUGAAAUGGUCACCACCGCCCCUGGAGCAACACAACGGCGAACUCAAGGGCUACCGGGUCGAAGUUCGUGGAAAUGACUCGAGAAUUCAUGCUGAGAUGGAUUUUUCACCCAACAUUUCGACCAUAGUUUUAAAUAACUUGACCCUCGGACGAGCCUACUUCAUUCGCGUGUCCGCUUUCACCUCGGUGGGCUUGGGUCCUUUUUCUUCCCCCGUCGAGGUCACAAUGGACCCCGUCCUGCUGGAGGGUCGUAGGGAGCACAACGGAGUGACGGCGGAAGAUGGUGGCGGAGCUUCCCAGAUUCUGAAGGAAGUUUGGUUUAUCAUCCUGAUGGGGUGUCUCCUGGUCGUCUUCUUCAUCCUUCUUUCAAUUAUCCUCUACACCAGGCGACAGUCCCACGGGAAGAAGGACCACCAUAUUUCAAGUGUGGUAGUCGCCCCGCAUACUGACUCUCAGUUUGUGAGUGGAAAACAAAGUUUGUGGAUUGAUCAGCGAUGGAGACCGUCAGACGCGUCUGAUAAGGACUCAAACAGGUCUGAAGCCAAGUUGUUGAGCAAUCACCACUUGAUGAACGGCGAAAUGACAGAGGCGACAGAUUACGCCGAGGUGGACCCACAAAACUUGACCACUUUCUACAACACGACCAGCAAAGGAGGCGUGAUGAUGCAAAUGCACCCACAAUUUCUCCACCAGUACCAAGUCCAGCAGCAACAACAGCAGGAUCUCACGCCCUAUGCCACAACUACCCUGAUUCAGCAGAGAAGACCAAAUUACGAUCCACUGCCAUCCAAUCCUGUGUCUCUGGCCAAAAAUUUGAUGAACGAAAGCCGAGAAUCGGAUCAAUUCAGUUCGGGCCGAUCUAAACUGUCCAUGGGGUCCAACAAUUUCAACAGAUUCAAGUCAGCUCACGCUUCCCCAUCUCCGUCCCCUUCAGCACCCAUGAAAAUGCUCCCAGCAUCCGCCCGUGGUGGUGUUGGAUGUUACCCCAGUCCUGGCCCCAACCGAUCUCACGAGCAACCACUCUCCUCCCAGUAUCAUCAUCCCUAUCAUAAUGCUCAUCAUGUAACGGAGAACCUUUAUCAUAUCGGGGAGAUAUUCAGCCCAAACAAGUCAGCCUCGGUAAAUAAUAGGCUGUCAGAAGCAGUGUAUCACCAAAGUGGCGACCCCGAAGACAGUAAUUUCCUACCCCAACACCCCUUAAUUGACAGAGAGAUCCAGUCCUCCCUCCCAAGUCUGGCUUCUGAUUCGACAUCCUGCAAUUUAUAUGCGGAGGCGGAAGAUGUGAUUCCAAAUUCAGGAAAUAACUAUUUCAGUGGACACAGCAGUGGUGGCAGUGGAGGGAAUAAUAGUGGCAGCAGUGGAAAUUGCAAUCCAGCAGCUACGACGUGUGGUCCAAGACCCACCAAGAAUUCACGAUGUACUUCACCUGCCUAUAGUAGUGAUAGCUUUAACAGUGCCAACGGCAAAUCCGGUAGCAAAAAACUGUACAAUAAAGGAAAUAAGAAAAAGUUUGACAAUUCAUGUAAAUCUUUGGAGCGAAGACAUCUCGCCCCGUUACUACCUGGACGAAUUGACGAGUCCUCCUACUCGAAACCCGCAUAUCCUGAACUCAACGGAUUCCAGAAGCUGUCCAGGUUUCCACGUCCCACAAUAUCUCAAACUCAAUUGGAUAAUGAGUAUCCCGAUUGGCAACAAGACUGCUCCCCUGCAACGAGACUUCCAAAAUCACUCAAAGAGUCGAACGCAUGACAUUUAGGACAUGACGCAAAUCAACCGGCCAUUAUUUCUUCCAAUGCAACAAUGUCCUCCACCCAUCUCGCUUCGACCUGCUUACAAAAUCCGCGGCCAUCGCUGCAAUACCAACAAGAUGUUGAAUUACUCUGGACAAUGAUGAACUAUGGCUGCGCUGCCAGCAAUCCUAAUCAAGGCUCAUUUUCUACUUUUUCUACUGCUGCUGCUUCCCCAAAUAAUCUCAACACUUGUCCGGACUCCAAUGACAUGAUGAUGAGAAUGACUGCUGCUCCAACUGAUUUUGAUUAUCAACACCAGCAUCUUCACAGUCAUCAUCUUGCCCAACACAUCGUUCAGCACAACAACGGCCAACAAAAUGUGACUCCAGGAAAGACAAGGGCUUCCCAUGGCAGUUCCGGUGGCGGCGCAGUGCCGACGACUCCGUCCCAGUUAGAAUCAUCUGGUUGGAUUUGACAACAGUGAUGAUGAUAGUUUUUUCGAAUGUCAUGAUUACACGGAUCCGACUUCAUUUCGACUAUUUCAACCACCACUUUUUGUAAAAGUCGUCUCGUGACAGAUUCAAGAAAAUCCAUCCAAUCCGAAUCAAUUCAUUGUUUGAUGCGAGUUUGUUCCAUCAUGAUCAUCCUCUCAAAAAAGCUGUGUUAGUUAGUUACUCUACUACCACUCAUGUAAUCAACUUUUUUGGCAUGGGAUGGACCCCUUCUUCGAAAUGGCCUGAACCAGGCAAUUUCUUCUCAUCAUCAAAGUUUAAAACUUUUCUCAUCCUUUGUUUUAGAAAUUUCGUUGAUUUCCCAACGAACCUCGAAACUAAAGACUUUGGAAUAGCUGCGAAUAUUGAAUCUUUAAAAUUAGGCUAACUUUUGUCUUCUCAAGGAGAGAGGAACCGACGAAGGAGAGAGCGUCUUAUUACAUAUUAGCCUUGUCUAGUCCCCUUUUUACGUUUCUAGAACGGAGAUAACAAUGAAAUUAAAUUAAACAAAGUAAUUUAGCUAAUGAAAUGAAAAUUGUGUAAAUAUUUAUCCUGCUGCUGCUACCGUUUCCUUUGAUGUUUUCUAUACAUUCUAUGAUACUCUGCCCUCAUUAUUAUUAUUAGUUUCAACUAUCAACAGGAUUUUUCCUUGGGGUGUUCCACAUAAAUAUUGCACAAUUCUGAUAUUGUUAAUAUUGUUCAAAAACAAAACUGUGUUUCCAAAUUCCUUCGUGCAAUUCCAAAUUCGUGUUUCGUAAAUUAAAAACACUUAAUUCAUCUCAAACUUUUUAGACGGUGAUAGAUCAAAACUUUCUCUGGGUGUGUCGCAUUUAUGAUAUUAAAAGCAAUUAAUUUACCGCAAGUCAAAUAACCACUGCCGACUGAUGUGUUUUUCAAACCUUUUGUAUUUCUUUAAAAAUCAUAUCAAUCGAAAUGUCACAAACAAGCCGUUCAAGAUAAAACGUAAUAAAUGUGUAGACGCUAAAAAAUGUGCUGAUGCGUAUGUUAUGUGUAGAUUUACAUGUUAUUUGUAUUUAUGCAUUGUAAAUAUCGAGUGGACUAUCAACUAGUUAACGUAAAUAAAUAUGUAAAUGUACAUAUGUAUUAUGUGCAACCUUUUGUAAAUUUUGUAAAUAACGAAUCGUAACAAAUGUUUCUGGUGCGUGUUACAUACUUAUAAAAUACAGUUGUGUUCUAGAUUAUGCUUCAUUUUUAUGAUUUACAUGUAGACGUUGACCUUACCGAAUGAUAUUGUUCAAGCGUUAAACUUACUCGUAUUUAUGCUGGCUCGAAUCGCUUUACUUAAAUCCGUAGAGUAAUUUAAACAUAGGAAUAGUGGUAGAUAGUAGUAAAUAGCGGUAGAUAAACUAAAGUUAUAUUAUUUAUCAAUCGAGUAUAAAAUAAAUCAAUUCGCAAAAUGA
Molecule: messenger RNA, 7583 nt
Organism: Folsomia candida
Lineage: Eukaryota; Metazoa; Arthropoda; Collembola; Entomobryomorpha; Isotomidae
Product: roundabout homolog 2
Exons: 23
Coding region: 1503-5690 (1395 amino acids)
Biological process (GO): cell-cell adhesion; axon guidance
Cellular component (GO): plasma membrane; axon
Molecular function (GO): protein binding
Source: RefSeq, a predicted model, not a curated record